AUGGACAACUACAACAAUUCAUCAUCUUACAAUUAUACCAACAACGGCUUCCCAUCUCCUUACAGUGGAGAUGGUUUCAACCAAAAGCCCGAAGGUGACUUUGUUGGAGGUUGGGUCGGAAUUGCGGCACCGGGAACGAUGAUCGCCAAUCCGUUACAGCGUGCUGCAUACAUGCCUAAUCACGAUUCAGGCGGUUAUGAAAAUGCAAGACAAAGAUUGUUACGACGAAGAACGGUGAAAAAGAUUGCAUUGACUAAUGGAAAUUUGGUCUUAGAUAUUCCUGUUCCACGUAGCAUUUGCAAAGCAGCUCAAGGAGAAGAAUUUAGAACGAUGCGUUAUUCUGCCGCAACUUGUGAUCCAAACGAUUGGACGGCAGAUAGGUUCACUUUGAGACCAUUUUUGAUGAAACGUGAAAUCGAAUUGGCAAUCUGUAUGACUUGCUACAAUGAAGAUGAAGCAUUGUUAUACCGCACACUUGGCUCGGUCAUUCGCAAUAUCGCUUACCUGCAAACCCGAACACGAUCAAAAGUUUGGGGUGCAAAUUCUUGGAAGAAAGUCGUUGUUUUCAUCGUGGGAGAUGGACGAAAGAAGGCCAAUGAAAGAAUGUUGAAAAUGUUGAGUUGUUAUGGUAUUUUCCAAGAAGGAGCAAUGAAAGAUCACGUUUUGGACAAAGAAGUGACUGGUCAUAUCUUUGAACUUACAACACAAGUCAUUGUCGAUCCACAAGGUGGUAUCAAGGUGUCCGAUUGUCCGAUUCAAUUAGUCUUCUGUUUGAAAGAGAAGAACCAAAAGAAGAUCAACAGUCAUCGUUGGUUCUUCAACGCUUUCUGUCAACAAUUGCAGCCAAACGUUACCAUCUUGCUCGAUGUUGGAACUAUGCCGACCGAUCGUUCAUUGUAUCACCUCUGGAAGGCGUUCGAUAAGAACAAAAAAGUCGCUGGUGCAUGUGGUGAAAUCGCAGUAGAUGUCGGUUCGUUAGGAUGGAGAUUGUACAAUCCUUUGGUCGCCGCUCAAAACUUCGAAUACAAGAUGUCCAACAUCUUGGACAAGCCUUUAGAAUCUGUGUUUGGUUUCAUUGGUGUCUUGCCUGGUGCGUUCUCUGCCUACCGUUGGCAAGCGUUGAAGGGCAGACCAUUGGAAGCCUAUUUCAAGGGAGAACAGUUGCACAACGGUCAACUGGAAGGUGGUUCGUUCAUCAACAAUUUGUACUUGGCCGAAGAUCGUAUUUUGUGUUUCGAAUUGGUGGUCAAAUCACGCGAACCUUGGAUCUUAAAGUAUGUCAAAUCAGCCAAAGCAACGACUGAUGUUCCUGAUGGUGUGGCAGAAUUGAUCGCUCAACGUAGAAGAUGGUUGAAUGGUUCUUUGUUCGCAAGCAUGUUUGCUUUGAUCCAUUUCGCACGUAUUUGGACCAGUGGACAAAGUUUCUUGCGUAAAUGUGCUUUACAAUUGCAAGUGAUCUACAACCUUGUUCAAUUGGCUUUUACUUGGACAAGUCUGGCAAAUUGGUACCUUGCAAGUUAUUUCUUAAUGCAAUCUGCCACCUCUGAUCCCAACCAUGAUCCUUUUGCCGGUCAAGGAAAGGCAGUGUUGGAUAUCGUGUUGAAUGUGUAUAUCGCUUUGGUCGUCGUUGUCGUUGUUGCAAGUUUAGGAAGUCGACCUCAAGGAUUCCGAGCGAUGUACCUUGGCUGUAUUAUACUGUUCGCUGGUUUGUUCGCCUUGGUUCUGUAUUGCGUGGGAUGGACUCUGUACGUUCAGUUAAAUCAAGUAGGCCUGUUCGAUUCUUCUGGUUGGACAACUUCGCACAUCAUUCACCUUUUGGUCUCCUCUAGCAAUAUUCGAUCGAUCGUUAUCUCAGUCGUGGCAACCUAUGUGCUUUACGUAUUAUCUUCAUUAUGGAUGUUGGACCCUUGGCACAUGCUGACAAGUUUCGUUCAGUAUAUGUUCUUAACGCCAUUCUUCAUCACAGUAUUGAGCAUCUAUUCUUUGGCCAAUUUACACGAUGUCAGUUGGGGUACAAAAGGAAGUGAUGCGGCAUCCUCCGAUCUCGGAUCAGCAAGCGGAGGAAAAGAUAAAACAAAAGAAGGAAAACAAGUGGUAGAAGUAAAAGUUCCCACAAGUUCAGCAGAUGCCGAUGAAUUAUGGCAACAUGCUCAAGCCGAUUUAGCACAAAAGAUUGUUGAACAAAAACAACAUCGAUCAAAAUCAGUCAAACAAACGGAUAAUCAACAGAAUUUCCGUACCCAAUUCUUACUUUUCUGGUUAGGGUCAAACGCCGCUUUGAUCAUCGUCUUCACUAGCAAUUUCUGGUUACAAUUCACAAAGGAUGAUCUCCACUUAUCUACCAAUCCUUACUUGGCUGUCCUGUUCUGGAGUACGGCAGCACUUGCGGCUGUUAGAGCAUUAGGUUCCCUGAUGUAUCUAGUCUUCCGCAUAUUCGGGCAUUAA
Molecule: messenger RNA, 2445 nt
Organism: Meira miltonrushii
Lineage: Eukaryota; Fungi; Basidiomycota; Exobasidiomycetes; Exobasidiales; Brachybasidiaceae
Product: glycosyltransferase family 2 protein
Exons: 1
Coding region: 1-2445 (814 amino acids)
Cellular component (GO): cell periphery; cell septum
Molecular function (GO): chitin synthase activity
Source: RefSeq, a predicted model, not a curated record